AUGAAUCACACACAAGCAACUGUGGAAGAAGAAUUAUUUCAGAAUUUGUGUGCCUUGUUUCCUCAUCUUGAAACAGAGCUCAUUGAAUCCGUGAUGGAACAGUGCAGUAAUGAGGAAGAGGCAUGUAUUGAAUUGUUAGUGGAUAUUACUGCUGAUGAUGAGGAAGAAGAAACUUUGGUUGAACACAUGAUUCAUACUGUUGUACCACAUGUACUUUCUGGAAGUAGUACAUUGGUACCUCUAAAUCAUUCCCAAGUGAAUGAUGAUGAUGAUCAUUAUCGGAAUGAAGAUGGUUUUGAAAAUCAUGAGGAAGAAGAGGUGAUUGAUGAGAAGGAAAGAGGAGUUGAAUUUAAAAACGAGAAUGAAUCAUCUUCGUAUCAAAGAAGGAUCUCUAAAUCAGGAAGAGCAAAAAAAUUAUUUACCAUUUUGAGAGGUCAUGAAAUUUUGGAUGAGAUGGAAAGGGAGUUGUCUGUGGUGAGCACUAUUUUACCUGUGCAAACAAAGUAUCAGACAGAUGCUAUUUUAAAAAUCUACAAAUGGAAUACAGAAAAAUUAAUUCAAGAUUAUGGUGAGCUUGGAAUUGAUGGAAUUCUUUCUAAAUGCGGACUAUUAGUCAACAAAUCAGAAGAUGACACUCAAGACCAUCAUGUAUCUUGUUGUGACUCUUGCUUUAGCGAAAAUGUGACACUUAUAAAGAAUGACAUUUGUGGUCACGAAUUUUGUGAAGACUGCUGGAGAAGUUAUGUGGAAGCCAGUAUUUCACAAGGUCUUCUUAAUGGUAACAAGAUUAAUUGUAUGGCUUUUGGAUGCAAUGCAACCAUCACUGAAGAAUUCAUGAUGUCAUUUGUCAGUGAUAAGUUUAACGAAAUGUUUUUGAAAACAAAAAUCGAUUUAUUUGUUGCCAAUAAUCACAGAUUGCGAUGGUGUGUGACUCCAAACUGUGAAGGCUGUAUUAAGAAGCUCUGCGACGAGAAUCUGUAUUAUGUUCAUUGUGAUUGUGAUGCUGAAUUUUGUUUUCAUUGUGGAGAAGAACCUCAUUUUCCAGCUUCUUGUUCCAUGUUCCAGAAAUUCCGCCAAAUUGGACAAGAUGUUUCACGAAAUGUGGAAUUCAUUAAGAACACGAGUACUCAAUGUCCAGGAUGUAAAGUUUUUAUUACCAAACAUCAAGGAUGUGAUCAAAUGACAUGUGCUCUCUGUCACACACGAUUUUGUUAUUCAUGUGGUAAACAACAUGGCUAUGGAGUGAUGUGUAGUGGCAUCAAAGAACGAGGUAAUUCAAAAUAUAACGAUGAAGAUUAUUAUAUCGAGGAGAUUCAUACUCGAUAUCAAUACAAAUACAAUCUCUACAAGCAAUGGCUGAUAGAACAGCAAUCAAGCCAAUACCUUUAUAAUUUGAUUGUUUCAAGUCGAUCGACAGCAACCUCACGAUUUGGAUAUUGUGACAGCGAUUUUAAAUUUAUGUUUGCAAUGCUGUCCAUGAUUAUCCGAACGCGACGAUUGUUGAAGUCUUGUUCAGUAUUUGCAUUCUUUGCCUUUGGUUUGGAUGUGUUUUUGAAAGAACAUUCAUUGACGAAAAAAGUUGAUAAAUCUCUCAAGCGAAAUGUUGGAGAAAAGAAGAAGACUGAAAAAGCGAAACAAGUAAUUCGCCACGAUCUUCAAAACCUCAAGACUUAUGGCUUCUUGUUUGAUAGUCAUUAUGAGAGCUUGGAAAAAUAUGUGCAAGAAUUAUUGGGACAUUUGCAUGAUUUUGUCGCCAAGGGCUUUGACGAAGCGAAACAUAUGUCGUUUGCUGGGUUUAAAAUUCAGACAAACAAACUCACGGAGGUGGUCACAAAACAAACUGAGAAUUUGCUCGAGACCAUUAAACGAAUGGAAAUGAACGACCUUAAACAGCAGUAA
Naegleria fowleri is the source of this 1899-nucleotide messenger RNA. RefSeq lists its product as uncharacterized. Gene Ontology annotation, biological process: positive regulation of proteasomal ubiquitin-dependent protein catabolic process; ubiquitin-dependent protein catabolic process; protein polyubiquitination. The transcript is spliced from 5 exons. The record is from RefSeq and is a predicted model, not a curated record. Bases 1 to 1899 code for a protein of 632 amino acids. Gene Ontology annotation, cellular component: cytoplasm; ubiquitin ligase complex. Gene Ontology annotation, molecular function: ubiquitin binding; ubiquitin conjugating enzyme binding; ubiquitin protein ligase activity. Lineage: Eukaryota; Heterolobosea; Eutetramitea; Acrasida; Naegleriidae.